This is a messenger RNA of Aspergillus wentii DTO 134E9, 1803 nucleotides long. RefSeq names its product Zn(II)2Cys6 transcription factor. The record is from RefSeq and is a predicted model, not a curated record. The coding region runs from base 1 to 1803 and encodes 600 amino acids. Gene Ontology annotation, biological process: regulation of DNA-templated transcription. The transcript has 3 exons. Gene Ontology annotation, molecular function: DNA-binding transcription factor activity, RNA polymerase II-specific; zinc ion binding. Lineage: Eukaryota; Fungi; Ascomycota; Eurotiomycetes; Eurotiales; Aspergillaceae.
AUGCGAACAAGGGUCACUUGUGACCAAUGCCGGCAGCGGCGGAUCCGCUGUAACGGUGCGACUCCCUGCAGUCGCUGCGUCACAUCCAUGUUGAUUUGCAAACGAGAAAUGGGAUCGAAGCGUCCUGGUCCCAAAGCGGGCAAGGGAUCAGUCAUUGCCAAACUGAGAAAGGCCACAGACGUGUUUAGCAGUGACUCCCCGCUGCAAGAGAAUCUGUCGCCUUCUGGGUUGCGGCAAGAUGCCAACCAAAUUCCAUGGCCUUCAACUUCCUACUUGCCAAUUCGUCGGCCGGAUGAUGAGAUGCUGUCCUUGGAAGGUAAUCACCGCUCCUUUGCUGCACGGUCCGUAAGCGACACGGCCAAUUCUGCCUUCUGCAAUCCUUCACGACCCACACGGUUCACUGGGGUGAUAGAGUCACAGGUUGGGCGUGACCAGGUCGAGAUAAGGAAUUGGAUUCUGGGUACGAUAUCUCAUCAGCGCAAUGAGCCCUCUACCGCGUCUUGGGAUACCAGAAGCUGCGAGGAUGGACGCCGAGCCCACCCUCAAACUCAGUCACCGUUUCCGGAUGUCAGCUUGCUCCUGUUAAUAACACGGUGCAUCGAGAUCUAUAUAGAACAUUUGUUUCCGACCAUGCCAGUACUGGAGCCCUCUCAGCUGCGCCAAUUGGCCCAGAGACCACGGGAAGCGAAAGAAGACAGCUUGAUAUAUGCCCUGUGCGCCUUUUCCAUCACCAAUAUGUGUGGGAAAAGCGCGUCGACCUUUGGCAUUGAAAAGUGGGAGCUAGUUGCUCAAUAUCUUAUAAGAGAAAGCAUCGCGACUCGUCAAUAUUAUAACCACAUUGAAGAUUGCUCUCUGUUCUCAAUCUUGACUUCGUUCUUUAUAUCAUCCGUCCACUUUCAGAUGAACCAGUCUCAUCUCUCCUGGUUUUACCUGCGAGAAGCAAUCACCCUUGCGCAAGGUGUUGGGAUCGAUAAGGAGAGCUUUUACCAUGGCAUGGAUCCUUUGGCCGACCUUUACUACCGUCGGACAUUUUAUAUACUCUUGGUGUCUGAGAGGUCAUUUGCAAUAAUGAGGCACAAGCCGAUAUUGUUGUCCCAGACUAUAUCUCCCCCGGAGGUGAUUAUAAAGGAGCAACAUGAAGUCGACCCAGGGUUCAGACAGCUCAUCAGAACGUUCAGCCAACUUAGCGAAGGUUUCAUAGCUCUUUGGAACGAGUCAGAUACUGGGAUUUGUAUACCAUCCACCGAAUUAGAGCAUCUUCAAAAUCAUUUCGAACUCUCUCCUGAUGAUAUCGGGCCCUUGUUCGACACGCAGAAAGCCGAUUUAAUAGUCACCCAGCACUGGCUACGACUGGUUGCUUGGAAAACUGCUCUGCGCCAUGGCCGACUCUCCAGCAAUUCCAGAUCACGAUCGACGACGUUUUCAUACCCAGAACAAGUCGCCCACUCUCUGUUGUCAGCCUUGAGUGCCUUACCAUCUUUAUCCAUAGAAGUUCACGGCAUGGGUAUUUUUGAAAAGGUUUUCGAGCUUGGUUCCUCACUCAUUGAUAUUAUCAGCUGUUUUGCCAAAGUUCGUUUGGACCGGCCACCCUCUGUUCGGUCCAACGUCGAGGGAUUUCACGCGAUAGUACGAAUCAUAUCGAUCUCCCCUAAUGCAUGGCAAAAGUAUGGCUCAUAUCUAGAGUCAAGGGCAUCAGAACCCAUUCUUUACUACGUAGGGGCUUAUACACUGAGCAUGCACCUUCCUCUGCCUAUGGAUGACUAUGAAGUACGCACAUAUAACGAGUACUCAGAAACCGAAUAA